Leucoraja erinaceus (little skate) is the source of this 598-nucleotide messenger RNA. Its product is annotated as ret finger protein-like 1. Bases 41 to 598 code for a protein of 185 amino acids. NCBI's taxonomy places the organism in Eukaryota, Metazoa, Chordata, Chondrichthyes, Rajiformes, Rajidae. Gene Ontology annotation, molecular function: protein binding. The record is from RefSeq and is a predicted model, not a curated record. The transcript is spliced from 2 exons.
AAUUCAUUAACAUGAACCCUUCUUCCUUGCAUUUUCAGGCAUGGACAGAAUCAGAAACGCGGCUGUUGCUGUGACCCUGGACCCCAACACUGCCCACCCGAUGCUCCAGGUAUCACCUGACCUGGUCACGGUGCGCUGUGUUAAGGGGCGGACGAUCACUUCUGGAGACAGAGGGGUUUCGGAGCCCGUCCUCUCAGUGAUGGGGAAGCCACCUCUCAGCGAUGAGGAAGGGAUCACCUCUGGCCGGUGCUACUGGGUGGUGGAGGUGGGCAGCAACUCUGAAUGGGACCUGGGAGUUGCCUCCAACGAUGCGGAGAAGAGCACCAGGAGCACGCUGAGACCCGAGGGAGGGGUCUGGUCCAUCGGGUGCCACCAGAAGGUGUUCAGGGUCAACGACGCCAAUUCCAAGCGGAUCUCCAUCCACCCAGCCACCCAGGAGAAGAUCCAGAUGAUCGGCGUAUAUGUUGACUACGGCGAGGGCAAGGUCCUGUUCUGUGAUGACAGCACUGGCUCUCACCUCCACUCCUUCAGCGAUUGGACGUUCAAGGGGGGGGGCUCCUCCCCUUCUUCAACGUAUCUGCUUCAGGGAACGCACUGA